This is a messenger RNA of Fusarium venenatum, 1032 nucleotides long. RefSeq names its product aminotransferase. The record is from RefSeq and is a predicted model, not a curated record. Gene Ontology annotation, biological process: carboxylic acid metabolic process. Gene Ontology annotation, molecular function: catalytic activity. Lineage: Eukaryota; Fungi; Ascomycota; Sordariomycetes; Hypocreales; Nectriaceae.
AUGAGCGGGUCAGAUAAGAAGGACAGCCACGGUGGCUCGACGCACAGUUCAGUGCCUAACGCGAAGAAUGCGUCUAUUCUGGUCGGCAUUCGCGAUGGUGUCACUGGAGACUUUAAUCUAGUUCCUCGACCAGAAGCAGUUGUCUCAGUCUUUGACUCAAACUUCCUUAUCGGCGAUGGCAUUUGGGAGGGCAUACGCGCCAACAAAGGCCGCCUGCAAUUCGCACGAGAACACAUAAACCGCCUCUUCCAAUCAGCAAAGGCAAUGCUCAUGGAUCUAGGUCUCUCAAAAGGUGACCUUCUCGACUUGAUCCACCAAACUCUUGACGCAAAUGAUAUGGACCAAGAUGAACACGUACAUAUCCGUCUCGUCGUUAGUCGCGGUCUUAAAUCAACGCCUUACCAAAAUCCCAGCGUCAACAUUGGUCUUCCAUUAAUCGUCAUCAUCCCCGAGUCCAAAGCCGUCGAUCCCAACUCCAAAUAUCGCGGUUUGCGAUUGGCGACAACGUGGGUUCGUCGCGGACCACCAGACGUCAAAGACGAACAGUGGAAUCACAUUUCGAAAGCAACAGAUGUCCAGGCUUGUAUCCACGCCAAUGUCAUGAAUGUUGACGAGGCACUUAUGCUUGAUCUUCGCGGCUUUGUCAAGACUUGUAACUCUGUUAAUUUCUUUAUCGUGAGGGGUGAUGAGAUUUGGGCGCCGACGAAGUAUAAUCAGAUGCAGGGAAUUACGCGACAAAAGACGAUCGAUGUUUGUCGCGCGAAUGGAAUUACUGUCAAAGAGUUGGAUUUUACACUCACGGAAGUUUAUGGUGCGGAUGAGGCAUUUUGCACUGGCACGUUUCCUUCGCAGAUUCAUGUGACGGAGGUUGAUGGAAGAGUCAUUGGGGAUGGGAAGAGAGGACCUGUCACGGAGAGGAUUCAGCAACUGUAUGCUGAUCUUGUGAGGAAAGAUGUUGAAAGAUCGAGGGAGGAAAUUCGUGCAGAUGUCACAAGUGGGAGGGAUUUGAAGUGGUUGCAGUCAAAGUUGUGA